AUGCAGCCUGGCAAAAACCAGUCAGGGGCUUGUGGCACGCAAACAGCCAAAACAUUGCUGGAGCAGGACACGCUGCGCUGCAAUGGGUUGGCAAAAGCGACAGAUAUCCCGCUGGCAGAUCCAGCCUCCUUCCCCCAGCCCAGCCGCUCUCUGGAGGAGGGGAAAAUUCCUUUCAAUAGCUCGGCAGAGAGGAAUUUGGCCUCGGCGCUGAUGGAUUGGGACCCCGGGGACCCCGGCGCUGCUGCGUCCUCGGCAGCGGAGGCGCGGGCUGGCGCGGUGCUCUCAACACCCAGUGCCGCUACUGCCCCCGCCACCGGCUCCCAGCUCUCGCUGAAGCUCCCCGGGCGUGAAGCCACUGCAGAUGCUGCUGUUGUCUGGGCUGAGCAAGAGCCCAUCCCGUGGCACCCGCUGGGUGGGUCGGAGGAGAGCUGGCGGGUUCCCAGUAAGGGUAGGGAGGUGGUGAAGUGUGGUAAAGCUGAUACUCCCGAGCACCUCUCUGCGAUGGCCUCAGGGAACGACGGUGACCCACUGAGGGCCCACGGACGCCGGGGGAGCAACGGGCGCAGGCUGUCACAGGAGCGCAACUCAGAAGACCAGGUGGUGGAGGAGACAGAAGUGGUGUUUCGGAGCUAUGCCUUCUACCGCUACCAACAGGAGAGAGAGGAGAGAGGAGAGGAGGUGCCCAUGGACCCAGAGAUCGUGGAGAUCGAGGAGGAGCUGGGCAGCACUGGGAGCCAGGUGGGAAGGCGCCUGGCCAUCAUCGGUGACGACAUUAACGAGCGGUACGACGCAGAGUUUCGCAACAUGCUGAAAUCCUUGCAGCCCACCAAGGAGAACGCCUAUGAGCACUUCACCAGAAUAGCCUCCAGCUUGUUCGAGAGCGGCAUUAAUUGGGGCCGGGUGAUUGCGCUGCUGGGCUUUGGCUACCGCAUGGCCAUCCACGUCUAUCAGCACGGCAUACCGGGUUUCCUCUGCCGCAUCGCUCGCUACGUCGCCGAGUUCAUGCUCCGGAACCGCAUCGCCCAAUGGAUCGCCCAGCAGGGAGGAUGGGUGGCUGCGCUCGAGCUGGACAAUGUUUACAUGAAGUACAUGCUGGUGGUGGUGACCCUGGUCAUGGUGGGGCAUUUAGUGGUACGACGCUUCUUCAGGCCCUGA
Molecule: messenger RNA, 1155 nt
Organism: Charadrius vociferus (killdeer)
Lineage: Eukaryota; Metazoa; Chordata; Aves; Charadriiformes; Charadriidae
Gene: BAK1
Product: BCL2-antagonist/killer 1
Exons: 8
Coding region: 1-1155 (384 amino acids)
Biological process (GO): extrinsic apoptotic signaling pathway in absence of ligand; regulation of apoptotic process; intrinsic apoptotic signaling pathway in response to DNA damage
Cellular component (GO): mitochondrial outer membrane
Molecular function (GO): protein homodimerization activity; protein heterodimerization activity
Source: RefSeq, a predicted model, not a curated record